AUGCCCAAAUGUGAAUUCAAUGCACGCUGGGAAGCUUGCAUUAAAAAGUCAAUGCUAUUACGUACGUUGGAAGAACAUCGACGUACUUUAGGUGAACCUGAAUUGACAGUUCAACAGCGAAAAUUACUUUGGGCGUAUGGAGAGCCAAGAGAUAUGAAAGAGUAA
This is a messenger RNA of Loa loa (African eye worm), 165 nucleotides long. RefSeq lists its product as hypothetical. The transcript has 2 exons. NCBI's taxonomy places the organism in Eukaryota, Metazoa, Nematoda, Chromadorea, Rhabditida, Onchocercidae. The coding region runs from base 1 to 165 and encodes 54 amino acids. The record is from RefSeq and is a predicted model, not a curated record.